AUGAGGAGAGGAGCCAGCCUGGUGUGGAGGAGGAGGAGCAGCGGGGUGAGAGAGAUCCCAGAGGACACAGUGGCAGGCAGCCAAAGGGAAGGGCAGCAUCAGAAGCCCGGGUGGCCUCCGUAUCUGCGCCGCUGGGAAGACUUAUUUUGUUUCCAGAUGGCUUCUUCCUUUUAUCGCCUCCUCCUUUUUGUUGGCCUCUGGGCUCUCAUCUGCUGCAAGCCCCCAUCCAGUUCCCCCAGCAGAGGGUCUCCACACCCUCCCUACACCAAGAGCAGCCCCAUCUCCCAGGUGUCUUCCAGCAGUACCAACUUUGCCUUCCACCUGUACCGGAGACUGGCUCUGCAGAGUCCAGGUCAGAACAUCUUCUUCUCCCCUGUGAGCAUCUCCACCUCACUGGCCAUGCUGUCCCUGGGAGGCCACUCCGCCACCAAGGCUCAGAUCCUCAGGACCCUGGGCUUCAACCUCACAGCCACACCAGAAUCUGCCAUCCACCAGGGUUUCCAGCACUUGGUCCAUGCAGUAAAUAUUCCCAACAAAGAACUGGAUUUGAGGAUGGGGAGCGCCCUCUUUGUCAAAAAAGGGCUGCAGCUACAGGCAAGUUUCCUAGACAGAGCCAAGAGGCUGUAUGGAUCAAAGGUCUUUUCUAUGGAUUUCUCUGAAGCUUUCACUGCCCAGAGAAUCAACAGAUAUGUGGAAAAGGAGACCAAAGGAAAGGUGAUGAACUUAAUCCAAGACCUUGACCCUCUGACUGUCAUGGUCCUGGUGAACCACAUUCUCUUUAAAGCCAAGUGGAUGAAGCCCUUUAACCCUGCAGAUACUCAUAAAAGCUUCCCAUUUCUGGUGGACGAGCAGACCACCGUGCAUGUCCCUAUGAUGCAACAGAUGGGAACGUUUGCUUUCGGGGUGGAUUCAAAGCUGAACUGCUCUGUGCUGCAGAUGGACUUCAGGGGAGAUGCCAUGGCCUUCUUUGUCCUUCCUGGUGAGGGCAAGAUGAGGCAGCUGGAGGAGAAGUUGUCAGCCAGGAUGCUGAGAAAGUGGAGCCACUCACUCCAGAAGAGGCAGAUAGAAGUCUUCAUCCCCAAAUUUUCCAUUUCUGCCUCCUACGACCUGGAAACCAUUCUCCCAAAGAUGGGUAUCCGUGAUGCUUUCAGCAAAAAUGCUGAUUUUUCUGGGAUUACAAAGACAGGCUUUCUGCAAGUUUCCAAAGCUACUCACAAGGCUGUGCUGGACAUUGGUGAGGAGGGGACAAAAGCUGUAGCAGCCACCGCAACGAAGCUCAUAGUCCGGUCCAAGGAUACGCCCUCUUCUUCUGCUAUAACCUUAAACAGGCCCUUCCUGAUGUUUGUUGUGCAAGAAGACAGAAAUGCUGUUCUCUUCAUGGGAAAGAUUGAGAAUCCUACUAAAGCCUAGAGGGGACCUGACCUGUUGGCAAGUUAUCCACUAAUAAAGAUGCACAGGAAAUAACAACACUGAGCGCACUCCUACGGUGACACUGAGAUCCAUCUUCUCCUGGUCUAAGGGCCCACCUCACCCCUGCAGAGCUGUUGGGGUGGGGAUGCCUGUUCCAAGGCACAACAUCAGACUGAGAACACAGGUUCUGGUCUCAAGCCCCAACCCUGGACCCCAGGCAGUGUGGCCCUUUCUACCAGCUCCAUGGAGCAUGGCUGGGAUGGUAGCUCCAUUCCUCAGAGCCUAGGAAGGAUGCCAUGCAGAGCAGGUGGCUUUAUUGCAGAAUUAUGGCAAUGCAGUCAGAAACCUCAAAUGUGAACCUAGCCAGAGCAGGGCUGCCUCCUACCUGUAGGGUCCUGAUUUGAUUGAUGGGGUAACUCAGUGGCUGGGAUGCACCCCCA
Molecule: messenger RNA, 1850 nt
Organism: Chinchilla lanigera (long-tailed chinchilla)
Lineage: Eukaryota; Metazoa; Chordata; Mammalia; Rodentia; Chinchillidae
Gene: Serpina9
Product: serpin peptidase inhibitor, clade A (alpha-1 antiproteinase, antitrypsin), member 9
Exons: 6
Coding region: 1-1410 (469 amino acids)
Biological process (GO): negative regulation of endopeptidase activity
Molecular function (GO): serine-type endopeptidase inhibitor activity
Source: RefSeq, a predicted model, not a curated record